Neohortaea acidophila is the source of this 1976-nucleotide messenger RNA. Its product is annotated as putative major facilitator superfamily transporter. NCBI's taxonomy places the organism in Eukaryota, Fungi, Ascomycota, Dothideomycetes, Mycosphaerellales, Teratosphaeriaceae. The record is from RefSeq and is a predicted model, not a curated record. The coding region runs from base 258 to 1961 and encodes 567 amino acids. The transcript is spliced from 4 exons. Gene Ontology annotation, molecular function: basic amino acid transmembrane transporter activity. Gene Ontology annotation, cellular component: fungal-type vacuole membrane. Gene Ontology annotation, biological process: basic amino acid transport; transmembrane transport.
GUCGACAAGAGGCAGGGGUGACAGUCAAAGUGAGGUCGAGGUCUUGGGCACGGUAGGCUCAAUGAGGCAAUCGCGGGCUGUCGGCUCGUCGUCCCGAUGUCGGAUUUCAACAACUUGACAUUUUCACCUCCCAAGCCCGUUGAGAUUAGUCAAUCUUUGGUGACAAGACUGGCUGGAGCCUGGCCCGAGGCAUAUGUCUUAGACCAGUUCGAACUUUCUCUUCUUUGCUAGCUGUCUGGGUGCGAAAUGGCUCGGUGAUGGCAGGCACUCAACCCAACAAGCCAGACCGGCGGGGCUCGGUCAUCUCGUCCCAUGAAUAUGACCCUCUCCUUCCCGCCGGACUCGAACCCUCCGUGUAUAAGACGCUGAGCCGAACGAGCGAGGUGGUUGCAGACGCCGCCGCCGCCGAAGAUGGAGCACAAGCAAGGCCUGCACCUUCCGCCGGCGUCUACGCCACCCUCUCGGUUCUACUGCUGGGAGUGUUCGUCUCCCAGACCGACCAAAGCUUCGUGCUCGCCACUUACGGCGCCGUGUCUUCGGAAUUCGACGACCUCGACGCGGGCUCCUGGCUCGUAACGGCGUACAUUCUCGCCCAAUGCGUUGCCCAACCGCUAUACGGCCGACUGUCGGAGAUCUUCGGACGAAAGGCAUGCUUGCAGACGGCGUACCUGCUCUUCACGAUUGGAACCGCAAUGUCUGGCGUGGGACGCUCCAUGGGCGAAGUCAUCGCAGGUCGAGCAGUGCAAGGUGCGGGCGGCGCCGGUAUGGUGUCUAUGGUCUCCAUCAUCAUCACCGACCUCGUCCCUCUACACGAAGUGGCCACGAUGUGGGGCUAUGUCAACAUUCUCCAGACCACCGGUCGCAGCUGCGGCGGAGUGAUUGGAGGCUUCCUCACGCAGACGCUGGGCUGGCGCUGGGCUUUCCUCAUCCAAUGCCCUCCUGUGCUCUUGGGCAUCCUGCUGGUGCAGUGGCAACUCAAGCUUCCAAACAAGCACGACGAAGCCGAGCAGACAAAAUGGGAGAAGCUUAAACGUGUGGACUUCAUCGGUGCCACGUUUCUCUGCUUCACCAUCUUUGCCGCUUGCUUCGUAAUCGAUACCGGCGGCCAGAAACUGGCGUGGAACUCGCCAACACUCAUUGGCAUCAUGGCUGGUGGUGCGGUGUCGGCACUUCUCUUCGUCAUUUCCGCCAACAGAACUCCGGAGCCCAUCUUUCCACUACGUCUCAUCGCCCAUUAUGACCUCGCGACAAACUACCUGAUCAUCGUGCUGCAAUGCAUCAUCCAGAUGUCUCUCAUGAUCUCCGUGCCUCUCUUCUUCCAAGCGACCAAGCUGGCAACAACAGGCGAAGCAGGCGCCUAUCUCAUCCCCGCCUUUGUAGGCAACGCUACCGGUGGCCUCGUCUCGGGCUUCUGGAUUCGACGAACUGGGCGCUUCAAAUGGCCAACAGUCACGGCACCAGUCCUGUCCAUCAUCUGCAUGCUGCUGUGUCUGACCUGGAACUCGCAUACCAACAUCUUCCAGUCGCUCUUCAUCCUACCCGGUGGUUUUGCCAUGGGCAUGAUUUCCAGCUCCGCGUUUGUCGCCAUUGCCUCUGCCGUUCCGGACGAAAUAGCCAUUGCUGGGUCGGGGAUGUAUCUCUUCUUCAACGUGGGAGCGAUUACGGGAGCCAGUGCCGGGGCUGCCGUCUACCAAACCAGAUUAAAGCAGGCUUUGGGCACGGCGUUGCAGGACGUCGAUCACGGCACGCAGAUUCGGAAGCGCCUCAUGGAGAACAUAUCGUAUCUGCGGAAUCUCGAUCCCAAAUUGAGAGACCUCGUCAUGCCGGCCUACGUAGAAAGCUUCCACAGCGUUCAGGUACUUGGACUCAGCUGCGCGGCAGCAUCUCUCGUCGUUGCAGUCUUCUCGAGAGGAGGACGCUUGAUAAAAGAUACAUCUGCGCCACAGGUAGCGGUGGAUUGAUUGAAUAGAGCUCCA